AUGGUGUCCAAAUACUUUCUACUAUUUUUAAUUCCGGCGCUCGUCGAGUGUCGGAUAUCAGUCAAGAUAACAGCUGCUGAAUCAGAAUCAGAAGCUGAGAUCGAGUACGCUGGUGAGAAUGUGGAAAUCAUCAGCGACCGGGAACGGGAGACCUUCGACAUCGGAGACAGGAGCCUGAAGAGGGCAGUCGAUAAGUUUGCCAAUUCAGAGCCAACAGAUGUGUACGUAAAGAGUCCCACGCCUUGGAAUGACGUCUACAAGACUUACAAGUGGGAGCAGGUGAAGAGAGUGCUCCGCCCAAUCAGAACGAGAGUGCUAGGAGUGCACACCAAACCUGUCAUAGUGGCAACGCGAGAGUUCGAGAACCAUAGUGGCAUCAAAGCCAAAUACAAUGCUGCCAUCUUCCAUGAAAUUACGGAGACGUUCUCCAACACCUGGUCGGUUGGAGGAGAGCUCGAAGUUGGACAAGAGAUCACAUACAGUGUAAACUUCGGUGCAGGGAGCGCCGGAGGAACGACCAAAUUCUCUUAUGCGGCAAAAUGGGGAAAUGAUACGACCAGGGAGAAGUCUGCCACUCUCGGGUCUUCUACUAGCGUAGAGGUGGAACUGAAUCCGGGGCAGGCAGUGAUUGCGAGCCUCACGGCUACGCAGGGCACGUUAGAUGUUGAGGUGGACUACGAGGCGCGGCUCCAGGGUGUUGUGUUCGCCAACUACCGCAACAAGUACAAGGACCAUUACUUCUGGGCCUUCCCAAUAACCUCAGUGCAAUCCGCUGGAGGUCUACCUCGGACUAUCACUUCUACUGAGAAGAUUUCUAUUGGAUUCUACACAAGUGCGCGCGUCGAUAUCAAAGACAAGGUUACUACCGGUAGAUUGAAGGUCGCUCCUGCAGGCUUCGUUAGGACUAAACCACAGCAUCUCGGUUAA
Messenger RNA from Spodoptera littoralis (African cotton leafworm), 927 nucleotides. The record is from the annotation of a GenBank genome assembly. NCBI's taxonomy places the organism in Eukaryota, Metazoa, Arthropoda, Insecta, Lepidoptera, Noctuidae.